Messenger RNA from Papilio polytes (common Mormon), 701 nucleotides. RefSeq names its product ER membrane protein complex subunit 4 (gene EMC4). The coding region runs from base 86 to 604 and encodes 172 amino acids. Gene Ontology annotation, biological process: protein folding in endoplasmic reticulum. Gene Ontology annotation, cellular component: EMC complex. Lineage: Eukaryota; Metazoa; Arthropoda; Insecta; Lepidoptera; Papilionidae. The transcript is spliced from 2 exons. The record is from RefSeq and is a predicted model, not a curated record.
GUUAGUUCGACAUUGACAUUUGUAUUUCCUCGAUUUAGCAGUCGCGAUUAUUUUGUUUUAAAUCAAAUAAUAUACUAAUCGCAAAAUGUCUCUAACAAAAUCAAACAAAAAGUUCAAAUGGGCACUAGACUUCAACCCAAAAGCUCGUACUUCAGCGAACGAUCUGCCUUCUCCCCCUGGUUACAGCCAGUCCACCAAUGCUAACUAUACAGAAUCUUCGAAAGACACGGAUUCCAAUUUGUUACUCAUCAAAAAACUUUGGGAUGUAGCCCUAGGACCUUUGAAGCAGGUGCCAAUGAAUCUAUUCAUAAUGUACAUGGCUGGAAACUCCAUCUCUAUAUUCCCUAUUAUGAUGGUAGGGAUGUUGAUAGUUCGCCCUAUAAAAGCUUUAUUCGCCACACAAAGUACCUUCAAGAUGGUUGAAGGAACACAAGCAGCUGUCCAAAAGUUUGUAUAUUUCAUUGGCAAUAUUGUGAAUAUAUUACUUGCUCUUUAUAAAUGUCAGAGUAUGGGUUUAUUGCCAACACAUUCCAGUGAUUGGUUGGCUUUUGAGGAACCACUAACAAGAGUAGAACAUAUUGGAGGUGGUAUUUCAAUGCUUUAAAUAAUAGACUAUGUAAACAUAUUGUUUAUUUAUUGUUAACUAGGACUAAUAGGGUAAGCAGUAUAUACAAUAAUAAAAUGUUUUAAUUUAAAUUUCA